Molecule: messenger RNA, 570 nt
Organism: Closterium sp. NIES-65
Lineage: Eukaryota; Viridiplantae; Streptophyta; Zygnematophyceae; Desmidiales; Closteriaceae
Source: the annotation of a GenBank genome assembly
AUGAACGAGAUAAGCGAGGAGGAGAAGGCGCGGCUGGUGGCGGCGGCGCAGAAGAAGAUCGCGGCGGAGCUGAAGGAGCGCGAGGAAAAGCUCAAGCAGGACGCCGCCAGGGCGCACCUGGACCACGAGCUCAAGUUCGGCAAGAUGAUGUUCGACCAGGUGCGUACGCGCUCAAUGGCGCAUUACAACAAGGUGUUGAAGCAAGCAGGCGAGCAGUCAUACCACCACGGCGAGGCCACCCUCCAGAAGGCUGCCUGCCUGGAGAAGCUCGGGCGGGAGGCCGAGGCCAAGAGCCUGUACGAGUCGCUCAUCCAGUUCCGCGCGCCCUACCCCAACAUCAAGCGCCGCGCCGCACAGGCUCUCUUCGGCACGGACGCGGAGGAGGCGAAAGAGACGUCGCUGUUUGAUGAUUAUAUGUACCGCAUGUUCCUGUCGGGGUUUGGGCGGUAUAUGCCCAAGACUAAGUAUGUGGAGACGAAGCAGGAGAAGAUGCUGAUUCAGCUGCUGCCAUGGACGAUUCUGGCCAUGGCGCCGUUGCUGUUUGUGUGGCUCAUGAUUCGAGGCAACUAG